Messenger RNA from Acanthochromis polyacanthus (spiny chromis), 1215 nucleotides. It is a transcript of the gene uox, whose product is annotated as urate oxidase. NCBI's taxonomy places the organism in Eukaryota, Metazoa, Chordata, Actinopteri, Pomacentridae. Gene Ontology annotation, cellular component: peroxisome. Bases 147 to 1046 code for a protein of 299 amino acids. The record is from RefSeq and is a predicted model, not a curated record. Gene Ontology annotation, biological process: purine nucleobase catabolic process; urate catabolic process. The transcript has 8 exons. Gene Ontology annotation, molecular function: urate oxidase activity.
UGUUUGAACGUUUACAGACUAAACUUCACCUGAAAUCCUCCCAGCAGAGAGCAAAGGUGGUGCCUCCCUCCCUACAAAACCCCCGUCUGUCUGCAGAUUAACCUUUCUCUGGACGGACGGACGGCAGGUGAAGGACGGAGGGCACCAUGGCAACCGCUGCAGAUCAGAACGUGGAGUUUGUUAGAACCGGCUACGGGAAGAACUCGGUGAAGGUUCUGUUCAUCCGGAGGCAGAGGAACCACCACGAGAUCAUCGAGCUGAAGGCCGACGUGGAGCUGACGCUGAAGACGAGGAAGGAUUAUCUGAGCGGAGACAACUCAGACAUCAUCCCCACCGACACCAUGAAGAACACGGUGCACGGCCUGGCCAAGAUCAGAGGGGUGAAGACCAUCGAGCAGUUUUCUCUGGACAUCUGUCAUCAUUUCCUCACCUCCUUCAGUCAUGUGCUGAGAGCUAAAGUCCACAUGGAGGAGGCUCCAUGGAGGAGGCUGGAGAAGAAUGGAGUGGAGCAUGCUCACGCCUUUAUCUUCAGCCCAGAGGCUUGUCGGUUCUGUGAUGUCGAACAGAAUCUCCACGGCAUCCCGGUGGUCCACAGUGGGGUUCGGGACAUGAAGGUGCUGAAAACCACCCAGUCCGGGUUCGAGGGUUUCCUCCGAGACCGCUUCACCACACUGCAGGAAACCAAGGACAGGUGUUUCUGCACCUCCGUCUACGCUAGGUGGCGCUACAACAACAUUCAGAACGUUGACUUCGACGCUGCAUGGAAGUGUGUGAAGGAGACGAUCAUUGAGAAGUUCGCCGGGCCGUACGACCGUGGAGAAUUCUCACCGUCUGUCCAGAAGACCCUUUAUGAAACCCAGGUUCUGGUUCUGGGUCGCCUUCCUGAGGUGGACGAAGUGGAGAUCGUCAUGCCCAACCAGCAUUACUUCACCAUAGACAUGACAAAAAUGGGGCUCAAAAACCAAGACGAAGUCCUUCUUCCUCUGGACAACCCCUCAGGGAACAUCACUGGGACACUCGGCAGGAAACAGCGAGCCCGACUGUGAAGACGCCAAAACAUCCAGAAAAUACUGCAGCUGCUGUGAUUUAAAAAUCAUCCUGAAAUCUGACAUUGUGUAGAGCAGGAAACUAGAUUUACCGAGCACAAAUAAUGCUGUUUACUGUGAGAUCCAUCAAUAAAUUCACAAACCAAAGUCUUUCUUUGGUGAGAAAAGA